Lodderomyces theae is the source of this 558-nucleotide messenger RNA. RefSeq names its product HDA3. The transcript has a single exon. The coding region runs from base 1 to 558 and encodes 185 amino acids. NCBI's taxonomy places the organism in Eukaryota, Fungi, Ascomycota, Pichiomycetes, Serinales, Debaryomycetaceae. The record is from RefSeq and is a predicted model, not a curated record.
AUGGAGCUCAAAUCAGCUCCAACAUAUUACGAAACAAAACGUCUACAACUGGACUAUAUCACCAAUCCAUUAAAGAACUCGUAUAAUGAGUUGAUUGGAAUCACUGGUACAACAGAGUCGCCGGAUACUGGCAUAUUGACUCAUAAGUCCAUCCUCCAGUUGAAUGCCGCCUGCAAGACUUUGAAAAGAACGAGAGAUGAGCUUGCUUCAUACAACCAUUUUGACUCUCCAGAGAUUCAGGAAAAAAUUGGAAGAAGAGAGAGGGAAAUGAGACUUGCAGUUUCCAAAAUCUUUGAUGAUCUAGAUCAUGCACAGCAAAGAAUAGACAGUGGCAGCAAAUGGUAUACAAGAAAGAAUGAACAGGUGGAACAAUUAGAGUCGUCAAUAGAGGAAAAAGAACGCGAGAUUUCAGAAUUUCGGAAUACCCUCGAUUCAAAAGAGAAAAAGUCAUACGUACUGAAUCAAGUGAAGAUAUGGGAGCUAGAAAAACAGAUUAAGCAGUUCAUUUCACGAAUUAAAUCGAAAGAUGACGAAAGAAACUUCACUAAUAAGGAGUAG